Molecule: messenger RNA, 5796 nt
Organism: Leucoraja erinaceus (little skate)
Lineage: Eukaryota; Metazoa; Chordata; Chondrichthyes; Rajiformes; Rajidae
Gene: zbtb37
Product: zinc finger and BTB domain containing 37
Biological process (GO): regulation of transcription by RNA polymerase II
Molecular function (GO): RNA polymerase II cis-regulatory region sequence-specific DNA binding; DNA-binding transcription factor activity, RNA polymerase II-specific; protein binding
Source: RefSeq, a predicted model, not a curated record
GCGACGGGGCAUGCGCGGUGCGGCGGGGCUCGGCACGCCUGGGCGAGGAGUGUCCGGGCAGAGCAGAGCGGAAGGUGUAUCACCGGGAUUCUGGAAGCCAAACAAUUUGAGAAAAUCAACAGCAGAAAGGCAAUACAAAAUUGUGGAUCUUGAGAUCGAGAAUACGUAAUGGCUAAGGUCUACAGGAUCUCUGUACUGGAACAUUGUUGCAUGUUUUGCGAUGAAGCAUCAACCCACUGCGGUACACUUGCCUGAUAAUUGGUCAGUGUGAGCUAUACUGGAAGCCAUGGAAAAGGAGGGCAGCAUCCAGCUGGAGGUACCGGAUUUCAGCUGCUCCGUGCUGGCCCAGCUCAACCAGUUGCGGAUGCAAGGGCGGCUCUGCGACAUUGUGGUUGACGUCCAGGGAAAGUCCUUCCGUGCCCAUAAGGCCGUGCUGGCCGCCAGCUCACCGUACUUCCGAGACCACAUGUCCCUGGGCGAGAUGAGUGCCGUUUCCAUCUCCGUCAUCAAGAGCCCUGCAGUGUUUGAGCGCCUGCUGGCCUUCUGCUACACGGGCAAGUUGUGCCUGCAGGUGGCCGACAUCAUCAGCUACCUGACGGCAGCCAGCUUCCUCCAGAUGCAGUACAUCAUCGACAAGUGCACGCAGAUUCUUGAUAGCAUUCACUUCCGCAUUGACAUCUCCGAGGUGGAGGCCGGGCUGACCCAGGACGGGCUACAGCGCCCGAGCCAGCCCCGCGGUGGCAGCGGCGCCCUCCCGCCCAAACCACGGCGAGGGCGGGCAUCCUCAAACUACGCCGGGAAUGCGGCCCGCGGAAGCCCCUUGCCUGACGAGUUGGUGGGUGAAGGUGGCAACGACGAGAGGCUGGUGCGCAUCGACAGAGUGGGUCAGUGGUACGUGGAGACCGGGGUGAGCAGCGACCGCAGCCCGGAAACGAUCCGGCAGAUCAGCAGCAUGCGGAUCAAGACGGAGACUCCGGAUGAGUGGAUCGUGUCGGAAAAUCAGCCAUCCGGGGAAGACGGCAGUAGUGCUGAGGAGGUGACCGCCAUGGUGAUUGACAGUGCUGGGCACAGCACUCUGGUCCAAGAUACAUUUCACACCGCAGCCUCGAGCGGCAAGACCUCCAGACCAUCCAGCAGCUUUAGUGAGAUGGACAGGUUCAGCCCAUCGGGCAGCGUAGUUUGCACCGUGUCGGAGCGUCACAGAGCAAGGAGCGAGUCCCCAGGCAAAAUCGAUGAGCAGAAGCAGUCCAAUUCACAGACUGGCGACAUCCCACUUUUUGGCACCACUGGUUAUGAAGAAUACCUCCGGGACCAAGAAGUGGCCGAACGCUGGUACCGUUACAAUCCUCGUCUGACGUGCCUGUACUGUGGCAAAUCUUUCAACCAGAAGGGAAGCCUAGACCGUCACAUGCGCUUGCACAUGGGCAUAACGCCGUUUGUGUGCCGGAUCUGUGGGAAAAAGUACACCCGCAAGGACCAGCUGGAAUAUCAUAUACGCAAGCACACUGGGAAUAAGCCCUUCCACUGCCACGUGUGUGGCAAGAGCUUUCCAUUCCAGGCCAUUUUAAAUCAGCACUUCAAAAAGAACCAUCCGGGUUGCACGCUGCUGGAAGGGCUGCACAGUAUCUCACCAGAGACAACCUCCAAGGGACAGAACGGAGAACAGUCGCCACCUCAGGACCAGGCGAAAGCAGUGGGUGAACUCAUUCACACUUCCAUCUCAACUACAGGUCCUGACUGACUGCACUGGAGGCAGAUGUCUGUCCGAGAGACUGCAGAGGCACUGUUGUUUUUAGAGUGAACUAUUGCAUUUGGAUUUAGAACCAUUUACUGUAUAUGAAGGGUUUUUUUUUCUGCAAGGAAGGAAGAUCAAACUACCCAGCUGCAGGGUUGUCGAAAUUCAAACAACCCCUAUUCUUUUAAUAUCAUGAAUUUUCCCCGCCUUAUGAAAGUCACAAGCAAGGGAUUCUUGGGUGUAUAAAGACAAGAAAGGGCAGUGGGGAGGAAGCUCCCUGAAUAUUAGAAGACCGAAUAGUUAAUAUUGAAUGAGCAGAUUGAAUACAAAUAUUUGACUGCAUGGAUCCCAGUGAUCCCCUUGGGCAGUUUGUACAACAGUCUGAGCCCCUUCCUGUGCUCAUUCCUCAACAGGUCUUGAGCUGCCUCCCUGAAGUCGUCAAAGUGACUUAUUCAGAGCUGUCAUCAUUUAGAAGGGAUAGCAGAAAAUAAAUCAGGAGCAUCCAUUCUGUAAAGAUGUGAUUGUUGAGGCAGAUUGGCGAUAGACAAUGAUGGGGGAAGGUAAAUGGGUCUGGAGUGGAACAUCCUGAUUAUGCUCCUCAGUGUGAAGUGAUGUGGGUGGCAAAUGGAAAACCCUGUGGUUCUGUACAUUUCUGUAAACGCCUGGCAAAUGUGUUUUGAACCAUAGAUAGUACUUAAAAGAAAUGGGGACACUCCAAAUGAGCAUGGGUGUCCUGGUUUGACAGUAGAUUUACAGUUGAGUGGAUUUGAGUGUGUAAUGUUUCUCAUAGUGUAUGUGCCCUUUCGCCCAAGAUCUCUUUGAGGAUUGAAAAGUGUAUCAUCGUUUCUCUAUCCAAAAUACCUCCUGUGAAUUUUCCAAUGAAGCAUUUCUGUGUCCGCUUGUGAAGCAACAAUUAUCAAAAAUGGAUUGGGGAAAUGUGCUGAGCACAGAAUUUUCCAAAAAAUAUAGCAUUCCAAGAAUAAACGAAUGAAGUAAUUGGUCCUUUGGUGCAGAAAUGCUUCUGCAGAAUAGGUUAGUGUGAUGGAGUGGACAGGACAGUGAAUCAGAGUGUUUCAGCCACCCUUCAGCUGCACCCUGAGUCUCUAACAAGGUGCUAUACUGUGACACAAUUGCAAUAUGUUUCUCUCGCAUUUUGCAAAAUGUUUUAUUUUACUCUCAACUGAUACUAUUUACUGUUCUAGCAAUGUUUUCUGCUUAAGGGAUGGUUGAAAUCUACUGUUAUUGAGGAAUAUGCAGAUGAUGAUUGAAAGGAUUGGUAGGUAGAGGGAGAGAAGCAAUGAGGUUCCUGAACAAAGUCAUAGACUAUUUGAUACAUGCUCACACGAAAAAAACUUCCUCCCAAACGAUUGAGGCGUUGAGUUGAUUGAAAAUAUCAAAACUGAGCUCAAUAUGGUUUUGUCAUAGGAUUGAAUAGGAUUGGGUAUAAGGAGCUAAGAGACAGAUCAGCAAUGAUUUAACUGAAUGGAACAACAAACUCAAUUGACUGGUUUCUUUCUAUUCCAGUGGCCACAAACAAUCAGAAUCAUGUUCUUCAUAUCACAACGUUGUGAAGAGCCACAUGGGUCAAUGCUGCUGCUACACUCAGGGCAUGAAUGAUUUAAACCAAUAAUAGCUUUGUACAAUUAGAUGGACACAUCCAGGACAAAUGCAAAACAAAAUAAUCUCCUUUUGGAUGGAGGUCAGCAUGGGAUGAAUGAAACAGUGAUUAGAGGGCCACUAAAUUUGUGAAGAAGUUUGGGAUUACUGUUCCAAGAACAGUUCGUAAAUAGAAACUUGCAUUCAAUGAGGAACUCUAGCCAAGAUAAAGGUUCUGUUUUUUCAUUCUGCAAAGAGAUGGCGAUUAAAUAUAGUUCAUUCCAUGAAUAGCAAGGGGCCCAAUAAUAAGCCCGUGGAAAGCACUGGAAAUGCAGCCUUAGCAACUGAUAUUUCCAUAAACCAAUAUCUAUGGCUUUCUGCUAUUGAGCUAUUUCAAUACAAUUUGCGAUUUUCCCCUUGGAUCUCAGGGUUUGCUUUCUUCAUCAAUCUGCCAUAUGUGAGAAUGUCUCGGGUUGAUGAAGAAAUUUCACUUUCACAAUCAAUAUCCCCUCAAAAAUAUUCACUGUCUUGUCCAAUCCCACUGUUCCUGUAAAAAAAGACAAACCAUGCUGACUGCCGUUAAUUAAUCUGUGCCUUCUUUAAAUGCUGGUUUGUGCUGUUAUAGUCACCGAGUCAUAGAGCACAGAUAGAGCUUCAGCCCAACCUGCCUAUGCUGACCUAUGAUGCCCCAACUGCAGUACCUGCCCACAUAAUCCUACAGUGAUCCCAUUUCUUUCACCGAAAACCAUAAGGACCACCACCAUCCUGACUUAGAAAUAUAUUGCUGUUAAUUCACUGUUGGGUUAAAAUCCUGGAAACCCCAACCUAACAACAUUAUGGGUAUACCCACACCUCAAGGACUGCAGCUGAGCACCGGCUUCACCACUAUAAGGGCAUUUGUGAAUAGGCAAUUAAAUGCCAGCUCAGCCUGCAAAGCCCCCAUCCCUUGAUUGAAUGAAAAAUACAAUUUUCAUCAACUCCAUCCAGAAUCUACCCUUUACCUUCACUGGAAUUUAGAAGGAUGAGAGGGUAUCUUAUAGAAACAUAUACAAUUCUUAAGGGAUUGGACAGGCUAGAUGCAGGAAACAUGUUCCCGAUGUUGGGGAGCCCAGAACCAGGGGUCAUUCUUAUUCUUAGACCCCCUUCGUUCAUGGCUGACCAUGGGUGUCUCCAGGGUUGGAGGACGCCAGUGCGUGACUUUGUUUAACGUGGGGCGACUGGUGCACAGACAGCCACUACAUGGUCCUUGACAGAUCUGGGUCAGGAUCCAGUGGCAUGGAGUCCAAGACAACCAGAGACCCUUUUCUGCUCCAACCUUCAUCCACCUUCCCAGCCGUUGUGACACUUAACUAAGGUCAGCCAUCAUCCUCCGCCUGUUCCACCGUUGAGAUCUUGGUUGAAUUGCUCUUUGUCAGAGUCCUCCCCCUCGACCUUACUGCCAUGGGUGGUCCUACCAGGAACAUAACUCCAGACGGCAUCGCUCUCAGGACCACACAAGCUUCUCCACCAUGACAAGGUGACAAUCCACGGAGAAGAACCAGGGGUCACAGUUUAAGAAUAAGGGGUACAGCAUUUAGGACUGAGAUGAGGAAAAAACGUUUUCACUCAGAAAGUUGUGAAUCUGUGGAAUUAUCUGCCAUAGAAGGCAGUGGAGGCCAAUUCACUGGAUGUUUUCAAGCGAGUUAGAUAUAAUUCUUAGGGCUAACGGAAUCAUGGGAUAUGGGAGAAAGCAGGAACGGGGUACUGAUUUUGGAUGAUCAGCCAUGAUCAUAUUGAAUGGCCUACUCCACCUAUUUUCUAUGUUUCUAUGACUACUGCGGCCUGUUACUCUUCCACUGGCAUCUCUUUGGGUUAUAGUUGGAGUACCUGGGGGAAACCCACGUGGUCACAGGGAGAAUGUGCAAAGGGAGAAUAGCACCAGAGGUCAGAAUUAAAACAGGAUUGUUGAUACUGAACUGCAGCUCUAGGUGUACCUCUGUGGCUCCCUCUUUACAUAACAACACCACGUCGGCAGUCUUCCAGUUGUAGACAGCAUUGGCAAGCAUGCUAUUUCCUAUCUUGCUGCUUUUCACAGUCCUGACUACAUUUUAUCUGUAGCUGGUAAUUAAUUUACUCCUGAAGAUACUUGGAUUGUUUAUCAUUUCUGUUGUGGCACAUUCUUCCUCAAAUUCAAUUACACUCAUCACAUUUUUUUUAGUGAAGACAGAUGCAGCCGAUUCAUUCAGAACUUUACACACGUGACCCCCUACUCGGUCAUGCAGUUGCUUUUGUAAUAACACCCAGCCUUCCCUUUAUAAUCCUCCAGAGCACCUUCAGUUUUCUUUUUAUUUUACCUGUCAUUGUAUUUGCAUCUGAUCUCAUUAGUCUCCUAAUGUCCCUUUAAAUUCCAUUGUUGUAUCGUUUCUCGUCUAGAUUCUCUAUGGGAACUACAGUUGACCAGGGAUAUGGAGAUCUGAACAGGGGGG